ACUUGAUCAUCAUCAUCAGUCACACUCCGGUACACGAAAUCUCGGCUCAAUCGACUUCCCACAACUCCCACCACACUCUUCAUCACAAUGGCCGGCACCACCGCUGUUAAGCCCAUCACGGGUAUGCUGCGACGCAACCUCGUUCUCGACCUCGGCAUUGCUCUCGGUCUCGGCUUUGCCAUGGCCAACGUCUACUGGUACGGCUUCCACAUGCCACGCACGAACGCCCGCGACAGCUACUACGCCAAGCUCGAGCAGCAGAAGGCCGAGGCCCGUGGCCAGAAGGCAUAAGCGACAAGGACGAUAGGGUAUGACGAACGAGGCAGCUGAGUGAGAAGAGCGAUCUGUUAGAUUGGGCGACGGGAGCGAGAGGGCAUCUGCGGUCUUAGACAAGAUACGGGCUUCAUCAGCUGAUCGACCGACCCCGAUUGUACCAUACACACCAUCAAAUCGAGCCGAAAGUUUUCUUUUCUCCAGGGUGCUGCGCUCGGUGCCUGGUCUACAUACAAGGCUAUUGCUGCUGUUCUCGUUAUGCUACCUUGUAACCGACUACAGAUGGGGAUUAAGGGCCUAGCGCUGCAGGAUGACGAAGAGGAAGAGGCAGACAGUUUGGUCAGUUCUGAGGUUCGCGUUGGAAGAAAUCAACCUAAAAAGGCGUUGUGACUGUUUUCCUGGGCUGUCUAUUCUGUAAUCAUUAGCUGCGAAUGGAUGCGACAGGGCAUCAUCGACUGGUACCGCGAAAAUCAAUGUCGCAGCAGU
Molecule: messenger RNA, 759 nt
Organism: Colletotrichum destructivum
Lineage: Eukaryota; Fungi; Ascomycota; Sordariomycetes; Glomerellales; Glomerellaceae
Product: Putative cytochrome c oxidase, subunit VIIa, fungal
Exons: 4
Coding region: 88-291 (67 amino acids)
Biological process (GO): mitochondrial electron transport, cytochrome c to oxygen
Molecular function (GO): cytochrome-c oxidase activity
Source: RefSeq, a predicted model, not a curated record